Messenger RNA from Dendronephthya gigantea, 1104 nucleotides. RefSeq names its product perivitellin-2 67 kDa subunit-like. Lineage: Eukaryota; Metazoa; Cnidaria; Anthozoa; Malacalcyonacea; Nephtheidae. The record is from RefSeq and is a predicted model, not a curated record. The coding region runs from base 92 to 949 and encodes 285 amino acids. The transcript has 3 exons.
AACGCGACGACCGCUACGUUUUAUACUGUGCCCAUAUGUGAAGCAAUUUGAAAAUCUACUAUAAUCUAUAUAACAAAUAUUCUGUUUCAUCAUGCGUGUAUAUUUGUUAACGCGGAUCCUUUCUUUUUCUCUCUUAACGACUGUUAUUGCUAUACAGGAAACGGAGAACGCCAGAGCCGCUAAUGAAGGGCAUGUAGUUCAUUUACGCGCAAAACGUUCAGUGUGUUACAACAGUUGGAGCAGCGAUGGGUGGUGUGAUUUCGCGUGCAACAGUGCCACUUACAAAUUCGAUGGAGGCGAUUGCUGUAAACACUCGUGCAAGUCAGCCAAAUACCUCUGUGGUUCUGGUGGAUUCGACUGCAAGACACCCAAGGUUCCUGUCUGGUUCUUGGCCCACACUAAGCUGUGUUACAAAUGGUCCCCAAGCAACAAUGGCCAGUGCGGUGCUGGCGAACCCACUGAUCUUUGCGCGAACGUCAAUGCAGCCACACAAUAUUACCGAGACGACACGGACAACAGAGGGGGAGGAUGUUUUAUGAGCUGGGCUAUCAAAUCACCUUACAGUCCAUCGUGGUUCAAGAGCGUGCAAAUCUGCUAUAGAUGGUAUCCGGAUGGUGACGGAGGUCAGUGUGGUGGUGGGGCAGCUCGCCUGCUCUGUGCUCGGGUGGGUUAUCAUACGCCGGUCUAUGUGGAUGACACUGAUAGUCGCUCAGGGGGGUGCAGAAUGUCUUGGCAACUCAAAUUGCCAUCAGUGCAUGAUGGAUGGGCAAGGAAUAUCAAGCUGUGCUACGAAUGGUAUCCAGACGGCAAUGGUGGUCAGUGUGGCGGUGGGGCUGCUCGAAAGCUUUGCGCCAAAGCUAACAACUGGACCCCUUACUACAGAGAUGACACCGACAACAGAGGGGGCGGAUGUCGCAUGAGAUGGGGUCUUUUUUACGAUCAGUAUUGAAAUACUGCUAGCUUACAUUGCAUUUUGACUUGAAUUAGGAUUAAGUUUUCUAACGUUUUGAUGUUGUUGUAAACUCUUGUAGUUAAUCUGCUUGUUAAUCUACUAUAAUCAUAUAACAUUAAUUGCCGCUGGAUAGUCGUUUAUAAUUUUUUAAC